Cucumis sativus (cucumber) is the source of this 695-nucleotide messenger RNA. RefSeq names its product 60S acidic ribosomal protein P2-4. Gene Ontology annotation, biological process: cytoplasmic translational elongation. Bases 184 to 528 code for a protein of 114 amino acids. Gene Ontology annotation, cellular component: ribosome; cytosolic large ribosomal subunit. The record is from RefSeq and is a predicted model, not a curated record. Gene Ontology annotation, molecular function: structural constituent of ribosome. The transcript is spliced from 3 exons. NCBI's taxonomy places the organism in Eukaryota, Viridiplantae, Streptophyta, Magnoliopsida, Cucurbitales, Cucurbitaceae.
GCUUGGUAGUUGCGAAUUCUUCGUUCGGCUUGAAACUUCCAACUCCACGAAAAGGAAAAUCAGAAACCCUACUUCUCUCCGCUAUAUAAUAUAAAUAAGAAGCCUUCAAUAACGUUUACAGAACCCUAAAUAAACUCUCUCUUUCUCCAUCUUCCGUUUCCGAUUUGCAGUCUGCAAAGAACGAUGAAGAUCGUUGCUGCUUAUUUACUCGCCGUUUUGGGAGGCAACUCCAACCCAUCAGCUAAAGAUUUGAAGGAUAUUCUCGGAUCUGUUGGAGCUGAAGUUGAUGAGGAAAGAAUUAAUCUUCUGCUCUCUAAUGUUAAGGGUAAGGACAUUACAGAGCUCAUCGCAUCCGGAAGAGAAAAGCUAGCAUCUGUUCCUUCUGGUGGAGGUGCUGCUGUGGCAGUUGCUGCCGGAGGUGGUGGUGGCGGUGCUGCUGCCCCUGCUCCAGCUGAAGCAAAGAAAGAGGAGAAGGUUGAAGAGAAGGAAGAAUCAGACGAUGAUAUGGGCUUCAGUCUUUUCGAUUAAGUAUAAUAACAAAGUUGAAUGUUCAGAGAUUCUUCAAGAUUUUAGAUUUUGGAAUUUUUGUUUUUUCACAUGUAGUGUCUUAACAUUAUCGUGGUGUUAUGAUGAGCCUAAUGUUGUACUUUUAUUUUAAUUAAUGAAUUUUCUUCGUAAUUUUUGGAUGCUCUUAA